UAUAACUGGAAGCAGCAUGGUCAAGGGCACCGUCACCGGUUGAGAGAGAGAGUAGAUAGUAAGGAAGUAUCAAGGAGUGGACUCUCGUGUCAGCGGCUGUCACAGAAGACCUCGGUCAGUUUGAGCAGUGUUGUACAGAAGCAAUCUGUGAAGCAGCAAUGGACCAAGCAAGGUCAACCAUAUCAAAAAUUUUUAAUGGGGAGCCACACUCCUACACACGGUUCAACUUGACACAGAACAUGGAAGGUGACAAUAGCCAAGUGGAGAUGAAGCUGUCGUCUGACAUGGAUGAAGAAGUUGGGGGAAAUGGAGUGGGAGACCAUCUCAAUCACAACCCAGUCCGCAAACCAUAUGUGGCUCAAAAGCUUGGACGUACACCCAAGAACCUCUGCUUCAUGGCAGCUGCAACCCUCCUCAUCUUUAUCAUUGGAUACUUAAUUGGCUACCUGGUCCAUCGAAAGAAAGACUUGGUUCCCAGCCCUGCAGUCUCCAUGCUUCCAAUUGAACAACCUGUUCUCCAUGAGACCGGUGCUGCCCCUCUUAUGGACUGGGACGAUGUCAAAGAGCUUUUGGCUGAAAAACUCACUGCAACCAAAUUUGAACCUGUCUUUAGUGAGUUUACCAGCAACAGCCAUCAGGCUGGUUCUCUGGGAGAUGAAGAUCUGGCGAUCAAGGUGAUCAAAAGGUUUAAAGAGUACGGCAUGAACACCUGGACUGAUGAGCACUUUGUUAAGGUUCAGGACCCCCCAGCUUCUGGCUCCAACAGAGUUGUUUUCAAGGACGGGAAAGAGGAGCGCCCAAAUGGAUUCCUGUCCUACAGUGCUAAUGGAACAGUAACGGGUGCCGUUGUGUAUGCACACUAUGGGCAGGAAAGCGACUUAACGUUUCUGCAGGGCAGGAACAUCAACCUGAAUGGCAGGGUUGUGCUGGUCAGAGCUGGUAGGAUCAGUUUUGCUGAGAAGGUAGCCAAUGCUGCCAAAAUGAAUGCCUCUGCUGUGUUGAUCUAUGCAGACCCCUUGGAUUACUCUAUCGGAGACACCACUCAGCUCUUUGGACAUGUCCACAUGGGUUCAGGGGACCCUUACACGCCAGGCUUCCCCUCCUUCAACCACACCCAGUUUCCUCCUGUCCAGUCUUCAGGUCUACCAACAAUCUUGGCUCAGACCAUCACAACAGCUAUGGCUACUAGCAUUCAGAGGGGGCUUGGGGGUCAGAGUGGGCCGGCAGAAUGGGCACUCUACCAUAAACUUGGAGACGACACAGAUGUUAUCACCGUGGAGGUCGACAAUGUUCUUACUGAUAAAAAGAUACAUAAUGUCUUUGGCGUGAUCAAAGGCUUUGUGGAUGCAGAUCGGUAUGUGGUCAUCGGUGCCCAGAGAGACGCAUGGGGUCCAGGUUUUGCAACAUCAACCGUUGGCACUAGCGUCCUCGUUGAGCUGGCUCGUUCCAUCUCAGACAUGGUGAAGAAUGAUGGAUUCAAGCCAAGGAGGACAAUUGUGUUUGCUAGCUGGAGUGCUGGAGAAUAUGGGAGCGUUGGUGCCACCGAGUGGUUGGAGGGUUAUCUGUCUUCUCUGAACAUGAAAGCCUUCUCCUACAUCAACCUGGACGGUGUUGUAACAGGUCGCAGUGGAUUUAAAGUAGCAGGCAGUCCCUUGAUGCACGGCCUGAUCGAGAACACUCUGAAAGAGGUGAACUUCGGCAAGGAUCAGUCUCUCUUUACUCAUUUUGGAAAGGGCAACUGGGAAUCAGAUGUUUUGGAGCCUCUGAAGUUGGAUAACGCUGCGUAUCCUUUCCUGGCCUUCUCUGGCAUUCCCUCAGUCUCAUUUAGAUUCACCUCUGGUAACUCAGACUACCAAUACUUUGGCACAAUGCUGGACACCAGGGAGAAGCUGAACUCGGCCACGGCCAACCAGGUUCCUCAGCUGGCUGUAACAUCGGCCCGGUUCGCAGGUCACAUUGCGCUGAGGCUGGUCCAUGAUCAUCUGUUGCAGAUGGACCUGGGGAAGUACGAGAAGAUUAUACGUACUCAUGUGGCUCAGAUCAAUACGAAAGUGAAGAAUGUUCAGAGGAUGAAGCCCCAGCUGUUGCCCAAGGCGCUGACAGUGCAGUGGUUGAUCUCAGCCUAUGGCUCCUACAGCCGUGCCUCUCGCAACCUGGCAACAGAAAUCCAGAACAGUGACCUGGAGGACAUCGAGAUGUGCCGCAUCAUCAAUGACCGCAUCAUGGCGGUGGAAAGGAACUUCCUGUCACCCUACGUGUCUCCCAAAGAUAGUCCUUUCCGCCACAUCCUGCUGGGCUCUGGCCCCCACACUGUCACAGCUCUGUCCAACCAUCUUGACGCCCUCAGGAACGACGACCCCGAUUCGGACGCCGACUUGUUCCGCAACCAGUUUGCCUUGGCGACCUGGACCAUUCAGGGCUGUGCCAACUCACUAGCAGGCGACAUCUGGUCCUUGGAUAAUGAAAUCUAAAAAAAAAAAAAAAAAAAAAACCCCCCCCCCCCCCCCCUCCCCCUCCCUUGUUAUGGUUUGGUCCUCUUAUCUCAACUGGCAGUGUGAAAACCAGUAGGCUGUUACAGUUCAGUCACAGUUAGUUUUAAAAUGACCUGAUUUAGGAAGUGAUAAGAUCUGGGCUGUUUCUAAAUGGAUACCAAUAUUUCCUUUAAGCCAAACAGUGAUCAAAUGUGCUUAAGCCUUUCGCCUUAACAAAAAAGUUUAAUAGGUCAUUCUUUUUUCUUUUCUUUUUUUUCCCCACUUUGAAAAGAGAAAUUCUUUAAUUUUUACAUGUGGUACUUAAAUACCACAAUCUUGAAUACUCUGGUGCUAGAAACAACUACCUUUAAAUGCCCGUGUUAUGUGGUGGUACUACUUUAAUUGGUGUUACUCUUUGCAUGAAAAGGAAACAGUGAAAGUGACGCUUUUUCAGCACAGUAUCAGGUCACACAGGAAUGACUGUGUUUGCCAGCUCAGAGGUUAAUUAAACAGAAAAGGGCAGUACAAUGUAAUAAGCUAAUGAUGUCCAUUUGUUUACCAUAAUAAUUACAAUUCAGAACUGCUGGUAUUUACACUGCUGCUGUAGCCUCAUGUAGAAACCUGAGCUGGUUUGUGUUGGUAGCUAUAAUUUCAUACUGUGCUGAAAUCUGAUACUGAACUCUUUGUCAAAGAUUCAGAAGUUGCUGAAAAGGACUGAAGAUUAAUUUACAAUAACACAGCACAGAACACACCUAGAAGUAGAUUUGAGACAAUCAGCUGUUGUUACUGGCACUGUCCAAUACUUAAGCUGCAUUAAUCUUUAAAGAAAAGUCCUAUGUACAUGCAACAACUCAAAAAAAACAAAAAACAAUCUCAAGUUGUUAAUUAUCUGAAUCAUCCACCUCCUGACAUGAGAGGAAGUCUGCCUUUCAGAAACCCAAGGGAGAGGGUCUCCAACCAUGUGGCACUGAAACAACAAACCGUACAUCUAUUUAUUGUGUUAUUUAUUUAUCAGUGGCAGGGUUCACUAUAAAUAGUUUUUUUUUAUCGCCUUUUAUAAAAAAAAAAGUAUAAUUAUCGGGAGCAGUGCCUUCCAUAAUUAUGACAGUUAUACUGUCGAAAUGACAAAAGCAGCAUCUGCUAAAAGAAGUGUACAUGUUGACCGACGGCCAGUGCUGCACACAGCACCACUCAACUCUGAGGUCAAAUUUUCUUUCUACAUAACUGACACUGGAUUGGACUUUUUAAGCAAGGCCAGAUCAAAUAUCACACUUGACAAUAUUUCCUGAACAUCUCUGGAUGUCUCCUCAGUACUGGCUCUCUGCUACAUGUACACUUCUCAUCCUGACAACAUUAUCGGAAGCAGUGUCUUCCAUAAUGGGGAAAAAAGAAGAAGGUAGUUUUUGCCUACCACUGUGUGUCUGUAUCGGAGGCAGUGCCCUCCAUAUUUCACUGUAGGGGUGGAUGUUUUUAUUAUCGGGAACAGUGUUUCCCAUAAUGUUUGUAUAUAUACAGUUCAUUGCUACACAAUACACACACGUUGCCUGCAUCUUUAGAGCCCUUCUAUGAUGUUUCCAUGCUAAUGUACCUGUAGUUUCCUCUCAGACAGAUUGCAGCCUACAGCUUCUGCUCACAGAUCUCAGAUAGUGAUAAGUUUUAACAUCAGCUCAUGUGAAAACAUUUCCCAUCUGUAAACUGCGUGUCUUCAAUCUGUUCUGUUUCUUUAGUGAGUUUUUUUGGGUCUCAUUUAAUUCAAAUCUUUUCCUUUUCUUUUGGUUGAGUAUGGAACUGAUAUGGAAGGUCUCCAGCUUAAAAGAAAUCAUGAUACAAACAUGUUGGGACCACUGGUUACAGUGGUCGUUCAGUACUUCCAGAAAAAAGACCACUCUGCAAUAUCUGUUGGUUUUUUAGUGAUUUGGUCAGUGUGAAAGUACAUUCUACCUUCUAUUUUGAUGUGUUCAUUCAUUCUUGUUAAGAGAUUUCCUGGUGCCUUUUUGUUUUGUGACUGUAUUAUAGAACUAAGUUUCUACAUACAGCACUUUAAGGACUUUUGGAGGAUGUAUAUUUGGCUUGUUUUGACAUUUCUGUACUUUUUUUAUUUUUUUUUUCUUCACUGUUUUCUGCUAGGAUCUAAAGUUACUGGUGUAAAUGCCUGUUAUGCUACAACACAUUUUAGAUAGUUACAGAAAAGAUGAAAUUGUGACAAUGAAAGGAAAACUCAGUGUAAAUGGAUUUAAAAAUUACACUGAACGUUUCUUUUCUUUAGCCACUCUAACUGUGGUCAGAAUGUCAUUCAUUGUUUUCAAAUGUUUUAUUAUGGGAACCACCUGAUGCUAUGCCUCUAGAAAAACAUGUUUAAGUUCAGUAGCCAUUUAAAAAUCAUUUGUUAGCCAUUCAUAGUUUGAGUGAUUCAUCUGGUCUGCUGGGCUAUAGUGAGGUUACAUUUCUAAUAUUGGCAACUUGCCAACCAUAAGGAAAAAUAUUAACUAAAUUGUCAAUCUUUCCUAUGGGGACGCAGACAAAGCAAUUGGUCUGUACAAUUUCUCUUUAUUUAUUUGAGGGGAUUCGAAAUUCUGACAUUUAUAAAUAAUGCGUUCCGAUAUUGUUAAAAUAACUGAGCAUUUUUCCCUUCAAACUUGAUACAAGUUUGCUUAGCUUUGUUUUUUUUUUUUGUUCUUUUUGCUGCAAUAAAUCAUCACAUCACAA
Molecule: messenger RNA, 5177 nt
Organism: Seriola aureovittata
Lineage: Eukaryota; Metazoa; Chordata; Actinopteri; Carangiformes; Carangidae
Product: transferrin receptor protein 1-like
Exons: 18
Coding region: 159-2471 (770 amino acids)
Biological process (GO): intracellular iron ion homeostasis; iron ion transport
Cellular component (GO): external side of plasma membrane
Source: RefSeq, a predicted model, not a curated record